This is a messenger RNA of Vanessa tameamea, 843 nucleotides long. Its product is annotated as mitochondrial inner membrane protease subunit 1. Gene Ontology annotation, cellular component: mitochondrial inner membrane peptidase complex; membrane. The transcript is spliced from 2 exons. The coding region runs from base 274 to 738 and encodes 154 amino acids. Gene Ontology annotation, molecular function: serine-type endopeptidase activity. Lineage: Eukaryota; Metazoa; Arthropoda; Insecta; Lepidoptera; Nymphalidae. The record is from RefSeq and is a predicted model, not a curated record.
GUCACUCACUGGUAACCCACUCACCAGCUGUAUGAGUGAUGUCUGAUGGCUAAUGUUGUAUUUUGCUAAAAUCAUAAUAUUCCGAAAAUAUACUCAUUCUUCUGUAAGAAAAAAAUUCAACUAGCAAAACUAAAAUUAACAAUGUAAAUGAUGACUUUUUCAAAUUACCCAUGGUAGAAAUAUUUUUACAAAAAAGUUUUGUUUCGAGACUAGUCUUAGAAAAAUCAAUGCCAAUGAAAAUUUAAAUAAUUACGUUAACCUUUAUACAUAAAUAUGAGUUUUAGACCGUACUUAGGUAAAGCUUCAGCUGUAAUAGGUUAUGUAUUACAGACAGCCUGCAUUACUCAUUGCAUCAUAGAAUAUGUGGGUGAUUUUGUAUUGUGUACUGGUCCAUCCAUGGAGCCUACCUUAGAAACGAAUAAUAUUCUUUUUACUGAACAUAUAACACCAAGACUGCAACGGUUACGACGUGGAGACAUAAUCACAGCUAAGUGUCCCACAGAUCCGAAACAGAACAUUUGUAAAAGAAUAACAGGCUUGCCUGGUGAUAAAGUGAAGGGUUAUUUUCCUAGAGGGAGUCAAGUGGUCCCGAGAGGACAUGUCUGGUUAGAAGGUGACAAUUCGGAUAAUUCUAAAGAUUCGAGAAUGUAUGGUCCAGUUCCACAGGGUUUAAUACGUGGUAGAGUAGUCUGUAGAGUGUGGCCGUUAAAUAAAAUGAGUUUGUUGACUGAACACUAGUAUAUCCUCCAUUAUUUUUCUUAAGUAAAUGAUAUUGUUGUUUUGAAUUAGAUUGAUCUAUAUUAGUUCUGUAAUUGUAAAUAAAGGUUGAUAACUUAUAUACAA